Vigna umbellata (rice bean) is the source of this 671-nucleotide messenger RNA. Lineage: Eukaryota; Viridiplantae; Streptophyta; Magnoliopsida; Fabales; Fabaceae. The record is from RefSeq and is a predicted model, not a curated record.
AUGCAUUAUCGAGUUUCAAAUGAUUGUGUAAGAAAAAGAUAUAAGCUUAAUCUUGAAGAUUUUCUUGAUGAUGGUUUCUAUUAUACGACUUUUUGGAAUGAGNUUAGGCCUGGAGUUCGGUGCCCAACAGGGGAAGCAAGGAUUACACGUGGUUUUAUGCUGCCUGCUUCUCAUGUUAUUCACACUGUUGGCCCAAUCUACAGUAGUGAUAGUAAUCCUGCUGCCUCUCUAGCAAGUGCUUACAGGAAUACUUUAAGGGUUGCGAAAGAAAACAACAUUCAGUAUAUAGCAUUCCCAGCCAUAUCAUGUGGUGUCUAUGGAUACCCUUAUGAUGAAGCCGCUACAGUAGCAAUUUCUACCGUCAAAGAGUUUCCAAAUGACUUUAAGGAGGUGCACUUUGUUCUGUUCUCCCCUGAUAUUUAUGACAUCUGGUUAAAUAAGGUAGAUGAGUUACUGAAAGAUUAGUGUGCCACAUCCGUUAUCAGCAACUCAAUUGAACACAAUUAUCUAAUGGUUGAGCAUGCAUUAUCGAGUUUCAAAUGAUUGUGUAAGAAAAAGAUAUAAGCUUAAUCUUGAAGAUUUUCUUGAUGAUGGUUUCUAUUAUACGAGUACUGUAUGAAAAAGAUUUUAAUUCAAUCUGCAGCCCGCCUUAAAGUUUGAUUUUAUUAAAA